Messenger RNA from Drosophila teissieri, 1078 nucleotides. Its product is annotated as sulfotransferase 1 family member D1-like. The record is from RefSeq and is a predicted model, not a curated record. The transcript is spliced from 4 exons. Gene Ontology annotation, molecular function: sulfotransferase activity. NCBI's taxonomy places the organism in Eukaryota, Metazoa, Arthropoda, Insecta, Diptera, Drosophilidae. Gene Ontology annotation, cellular component: cytoplasm. Bases 10 to 951 code for a protein of 313 amino acids. Gene Ontology annotation, biological process: sulfation.
GCUAUCGCCAUGGAUCGGGUUCAGGUCACGCCGCGGAGCUAUCCCACCAACCUCAUCGAUAAAGACUGGGCAAACCGAAAGCUUUUGUAUAGGGCAGACUCGGAGCAAUUUCUAGGUCUGGUGCACGAUUUGAAGCUCAGAGAUGACGAUGUUUGGAUCGUAACUCUGCCGAAAUGUGGAACCACUUGGAUGCAGGAGCUACUUUGGUUGCUGCUCAACAACUGCGACUUCCAGGGCGCGUUGACCAAGGAUCUGGAGCUACGAACUCCGUAUCUCGAGUUCAAUUUCCUCGUUUUUAAAGACCUGAACCGCGCAUUCGAGCCUAUCGAGGAACUAAAGUCCCCACGACUGCUUAAGUCACACCUUCCGCUGGCUCUCCUGCCCACGAAACUUUGGGAAGGAAAGCACAAAGUGAUCUAUGUGUUCCGCAACCCUCUGGACUCCUCUGUCUCCCGGUAUUACCACGGGGUAACUUUUGGUUUUCACUACGGGAAGACACUGCACGAGUACUUCGAUGAGCUGUUGGCCAAGGAUGACUUCGCAACGGAGUACAUUGAACAUGCACAUGAGUUCUACCAGCUGAGAAACGAGCCUUGGGUCUUCUAUACCAGCUUUGAAAUGAUGAAGAAAGAUCUGCGAGGAGUGAUCAACGAUGUCUCCAGGUUUCUGGAUAAACCCAUCAACGAUCAGCAAAUGGAGCAACUGCUGAAGCAUUUGUCAUUCGCGGAAAUGAAGAAAAAUCCCACAACGAAUCAUCUGUGGGAGUUGGCCCAGUCUCAACACGAAAACGCUGGGAAAGAGCGGCAUUCAUUUGUGAGACGUGGGGAUGUCAAUGGCUACAAGGACGAACUGAAGCCCGAGCAAAUUGAGAAGGCGAAUGCCCGCAUACAAGAGGUUCUUGCGAAGAACGGAGUGACUUUGGACGAACUACUGCUCCUAAAUGCUCCAUAAGAUACGCAUUAAGAUAAGUGAUUAUAAAACUAUAGUUCUUUGUAAAGAAUAAAGAUAGUGCAAUGUAUAGCUGUUUUGAGUGCUUAGAAGUAGAUAACAGAGAGCGAAGCUGUUUGAAGAAUAAAAU